UUAUGUAUAAAUAACAAGUGCAGGGUGGUGCCUUAGACAACUCUUGAGCACUGGCUGUCUUUAUAUGCAGCUUUUAGAGCAAAAUGGGGUCUCACUACACCUUAGUUUUCUUCAAAUUAUUGACCCUGUUUAUUCUUCUUCAAGCUCUGGUUGUUAAAACAGAAGAUACUGUGUUUAAUGAGACUAGUUUGAGAGGUAAGAAACUAGGGGGUGGUAAAUGCAAUUUCUUCCAGGGCAAAUGGGUUGUUGAUGCUUCUUACCCUCUUUAUCAAUCUUCAAACUGCCCUUUUAUCGACCAAGAAUUCGAUUGCAUUAAAAAUGGCCGCCCUGAUAGACAGUACCUUAAGUAUUCUUGGCAACCCAACUCUUGUAAUCUUCCCAGGUUUAAUGGUUUGGAUUUUCUGAGGAGAUGGAGAGGAAAGAAGAUAAUGUUUGUGGGUGACUCACUGAGUCUCAACGAGUGGCAAUCACUGUGUUGUAUGCUUCAUGCGUCGGUGCCCAAGUCUAGAACCACUUAUGUGAGGAGAGAAUUGGUGUCAUCAGUUACUUUUGAGGAAUAUGGACUAUCGAUAGUGCUAUACCAUACAGUUUACUUAGUGGACAUAGUGCGAGAAAAGAUUGGGAGAGUACUGAAACUGAAUUCAAUUAAUGGAGGAAAUGCAUGGAGGGGAACAGACAUGCUAAUAUUCAACACAUGGCACUGGUGGACUCACACAGGGAAAUCUCAACCAUGGGAUUAUGUGCAAGAUGGAACUACCGUGAGAAAAGACAUGGACCGUUUGACAGCAUUUUACAAAGGACUGAAUACAUGGGCUAGAUGGGUUGAUUCAAACAUCGACACUUCCAAGACUAAAGUUUUCUUUCAAGGGAUUUCUCCUACGCAUUAUCAGGGCAGGGAAUGGAAUUCAAAAUCCAAAACUUGUUAUGGGGAGCUAGGGCCGCUAACAGGGUCGAAGUAUCCAGCAGGAGAACCUGCAGCGUCUCUUAUUUUGAAGAAAGUACUGAGUUCAAUGACGAAACAAGUUUACCUGCUUGACAUCACGACACUCUCCCAGCUAAGGAAAGACGGCCACCCGUCAGCUUAUAGUAAUGAUCAUUCUGGAAUGGAUUGCAGCCACUGGUGCCUUCCUGGCUUGCCUGAUACAUGGAAUCAAAUUCUUUAUGCAGCUUCUUGAUGUGAACAUACAGAUAUAUGGGACAAACGUAUAGAUUAUUCAGCUUCCUUUUCAUUAUAGUAUAUUUACUUGUAAUCAUUCUACGACCAUCAAUUGUGUAAUAUGGGUCUUAAAGAAAGGUAAUUGUGUAUGUCUACUUGGGCAGAUUAGGGAAGAAGAAUCAACUGUAAAGUAACUGACCAAGCAAGUUCAAUUACUGUGAAUGAAAUAAGAACUAUGUAUGUUUUGUA
Molecule: messenger RNA, 1405 nt
Organism: Daucus carota subsp. sativus
Lineage: Eukaryota; Viridiplantae; Streptophyta; Magnoliopsida; Apiales; Apiaceae
Product: protein trichome birefringence-like 38
Exons: 5
Coding region: 84-1175 (363 amino acids)
Cellular component (GO): Golgi apparatus
Molecular function (GO): O-acetyltransferase activity
Source: RefSeq, a predicted model, not a curated record